Molecule: messenger RNA, 2139 nt
Organism: Aricia agestis (brown argus)
Lineage: Eukaryota; Metazoa; Arthropoda; Insecta; Lepidoptera; Lycaenidae
Exons: 2
Coding region: 1-2139 (712 amino acids)
Molecular function (GO): nucleic acid binding
Source: RefSeq, a predicted model, not a curated record
AUGAGGUUCCGCCGACACCCUGUGGCGGUAACCGCGGACAUCAAGGAGAUGUUCAUGCGCAUCCGCGUCCGGAAACAAGACCGGGACGCACUCCGCCUCCUGUGGAGAGCGGAAAUCAAGAAGAACCACUACAUGGACGACUUCAUAUCCAGCUUCCCGAGUGAAGAAGAAGCACUGAAGAUAUCGCAGGAAGUCGACAUGGUCCACCGGCACGCCGGGUUCGAGCUGCGAGGCUGGACAUUGAAUAGCGAAGCCCUACGCCGACGUCUCGGGAACGACCGAGACUCCAAGGAGGUCCCUGUGGGAGAAGACUGCACGGACAAGACGCUGCGAAUAUGGUGGGAGGCGCAUGAAGACCUGCUGCGCUUCAACCUGAACGAGGCGAAGAUACCUCGCGCCAUCAUAAACGAGGAGAGGGCCCACACGAAGCGUGAAGCCCUCAGUGACAUGAUGUCACUGUUCGAUCCGCUCGGACUACUGUCACCGCUCACCAUGCCCGCCAAGAAGUUCAUGCAGGAGACCUGGAGGUACGGCACCGGAUGGGACGAGCCCCUACCGGAGCAGCUCAUCCCCAAAUGGACGGCGUGGACGAGAGAUCUACAACAAGUAAGUAAACUAAAGAUUCCCCGCUGCUACAACCUGCAGCCUGAAAUGGUAAGUGAAAUGCAUACCUUUGUCGACGCGAGUGAAGAGGCAUACGCCGCAGCUGUCUACAUCCGCAUGGUGCGCGAGGACGGAGCAGUACACACGGCGCUCGUGGCAGCCAAAAGCCGCGUAGCCCCGCUGAAGCCGACGUCCAUCCCGCGCCUGGAGCUGCAAGCUUUUCUCCUGGGUACCCGCCUCGCGAAGACUAUGGAGAAAGAACUAGAAGUCGAGCUGGUAAGGAAAACAUACUGGAGUGAUUCCCGCACAGUGCUGGCGUGGAUACGCGCCGAGCCGCGGGCCUACAAAACGUUCGUCGCGCACCGCCUCGCCGAAAUAGAGGAAACAACGAAAGUCAGCGAGUGGCGAUGGGUGCCGACGAAAGAAAACGUGGCCGACGACGCGACGCGCGCCACACCCACGGACUUCGGAGCCGCCCACCGAUGGUUCAGCGGGCCCGAAUUCCUGAAAAAAGAAGAAAAAUUAUGGCCGGAAGAAGGAAAACCGGCGGAGAAAACGGACACGGGUGAAGAAAAAUGUUUUGUCGUGCGAUACUUCGCGCUACAAGACAGCUUACCCGACAUUGAACGCAUAGGAAAGUGGAAGACGUUGCUACGAGCUACAGGUCGUGUACUGCAGUUCAUUGACCUCUGUCGUUCCACGCGAGAAACCGUGGAAGCUGGGCGACAACGCACAAAGAAAAACCAAGAAAAGGAUGCGGCCUGGGACUCGCGGCGAUCGAAGAAAGAAAAAUCCGCGACACGAAUGGAUCCAGCUACGCGAAGAAAAUACAUCGCACUCGACGCACAGUACCUCAUUCGUGCCGAGGCACUCUGGCUGCGCCGAAUGCAAGAAGAAGCAUAUAGCGAAGAAAGAAAACGAAUAGAAGAAAACCGUUCUCCAGCGGCGGGAGACCGCCUCGCCUCGCUGAGUGUCCACCUGGAGGAGGGCCUCAUCAAGCUACGGGGUCGAGUAGCAGCCGCAGAAGACAUCAGCCGAGAAACCAACAACCCGGUUAUCCUGGAUGGCAGCCACAGGUACACGAAAUUAUAUAUCCAACAGAUGCACGAAGAAAUGCAUCACGGCGGAGUAGAAGCAACCUCGAACGAGAUCCGGCAGAGGUUCUGGGUAACCCGUAUACGCCCCACAGUCAAAGGUGUGAUCCAGGCCUGCCUGGCCAGCCGCAUACGCCGAGCCAAGCCGACGCGUCCGGCCACGGGUGACCUGCCCGUCGCCUGGCUGACGCACCACGCGCGGCCAUUCACCUUCGCAGGGCUUGACUAUUUCGGCCCAGUGGAGGUCACCGUGGGCAGACAUCGAGAGAAGAGAUGGGUGGACCUCUUCACCUGUCUCACCAUGAGGGCCGUCCACCUGGAGGUGCUGACGUCUCUCAGCGCCGACUCCGCCAUCGCAGCACUGCGGAGGUUCGUCGCCCGACGAGGACAACCGACUGAACUAUGGUCGAACAACGCGACCUGCUUCAAGGCAAAAAUAUAG